ACGCCGCUCGCCCCCGAAUUUCCGAUGGGAGCGGCGGCCGCGCACCACGAAUAACCAACCAUGGAGCCCCCCACCGUCCCCAAUUACCCGCCCCCCGCUUCUGCGCCCGUUAGCCCCCACGCGCACGCACGCCGGACUGAUUCUUCCCCGCGAGGCCGUCAGACUCAGACUGGCCGACCGACCCCGCCGCUAGACUCGUGAGCGCGACGUGGCUCAGGUCCGCAUGGAGCCGGCGGCGAAGAAGUGGCACGGGAAGGGGCUCCUGACGCGCGCGCUGCUCCUCGGCGUCGCCGCGCUCGCGCUGCGCCUGCUGUACGGGGCGUUCGUGACCGUGGGCGGCGGGUGGGCGCCCGACCCGGCCGUGCCGUCCACCGCGGCGGUCGGGAGGAGGACCCACGCGCAGGCCGCGGCGGCCGCCGGGUCGCCGGAGGCGUGGCGCAGCCACGGGUGGCGCCUGGCGGUGGAGUUCCACGCCGAGGUCCUCGGGCGGCACCUCGCCGACGGCCUCCUCGCGCCGUCCUCCCGCGCCGUGUGCCUCGGCGGGGCCCAGCAGGCGCUCGCGCUGCGGGAGCUCGGCGUGGCCGGGGCCGUCGCCGUCGCCAGGAGGCGCUCCCCGCCGCUCGCCGUCGCCGGGGACGACCGCCGCCUGCCGUUCGAGCCCUCCUCCGUCGACUUCGUCUUCGCAGGCCGCGCCCUCGACUCGUCCAAGCGCCCGGCCGACCUCGCCGGCGAGGCCGCGCGGAUCUUGAGGCCGGAGGGCCACCUCGUCGUGCUCACCUCCAGCGCCGCCGACGCCUACAGCCUCCGCUCGCUUCAGGCGCUCUUCCCGUCGCUGCGGCUGGCCCGAUCCCGCGAGAUCAACUGCCCCGACGCGUCCACCCUCCGUGAACUGGUCUUCCAGAAGCUUCAGCCUACUACGGCGUCCACCUCCACUGAAAAUUCAGCCAACAACUGCACAAUUGGGGAUCACAAGAUGGAGCUCCUGUCGCACGCGGAGCCGCUGAUCCUGGAAGAGCCUCUCAAGCCAUGGCUGACGCUGAAGCGAAACAUCCAGAACAUCAAGUACCUUCCAGAGCUCGCCGACAUCAGCUUCAAGCGCCGGUACGUGUACGUUGAUCUCGGCUCGCGCAGCUACGGAUCCAGCAUCGGCAGCUGGUUCCGGAAGCAGUACCCCAAGCAGAACCACACCUUCGAGGUGUUCGCCAUCGAGGCCGACCCGACGUUCCACCCUGAUUACGCCACAAGGAAGGGGGUCACAUUGCUUCCCUAUGCCGCCUGGGUCAAGAAUGACACGCUCAGCUUCGAGAUCAAUGGCGACCCUGGGAAGGAGGAUGAGGCUAAGGCCAGUGGCCGUGGCAUGGGGCGCAUCCGCCCCACGGCCGGCAAGAAGAUGUCCGGCAAGGUGCGCAGCGUGCAGGCAUUUGAUUUCGCCGAGUGGCUGAAGCAGACGGUAUCGGAGCAGGACUACGUGGUGAUGAAGAUGGAUGUGGAGGGGACUGAGUUUGACUUGAUCCCGAGGCUCUUCGACACGGGCGCGAUCUGCUUGGUCGACGAGGUGUUCCUCGAGUGCCAUUACAACCGGUGGCAAAGGUGCUGCCCUGGCGAGCGGUCGCCCAAGUAUCAGAACACAUACGAGGAGUGCCUGGAGCUCUUCAGCUCGCUCCGGGAGAGCGGCGUUCUUGUGCAUCAGUGGUUUUGAUUGCUGCCAUACACAUUCAGAGUUGCUGCAGAUAGGGUUCGACUACAGAGGACAAAAGGGUUUCAUACUUCCAGUACAUGUUUGAUUUCCAAAGUAUAUUAGUUUCAUUGUGAAGAUAGAUAGAGAUUAAGGGAUUUGGUCUAUUCUCUGUUGGUUAGUUAGUUAGACCUUGUAGUUAAAAGAAGAUUUGAGGAAAAGAAAGGAAGCGUUUAACUGCAUUCCCAGUAAAAUUCUGCGGAUUGCUAUUGUUACUGUUAUUGAGCAAAGGAAUUAAAUCAAUUUAGAUUCAUUCGAUUGGUGAAUUGCCGAAACUAUGUUCA
Triticum dicoccoides is the source of this 2019-nucleotide messenger RNA. RefSeq lists its product as uncharacterized. The transcript has a single exon. NCBI's taxonomy places the organism in Eukaryota, Viridiplantae, Streptophyta, Magnoliopsida, Poales, Poaceae. Gene Ontology annotation, molecular function: S-adenosylmethionine-dependent methyltransferase activity. The coding region runs from base 224 to 1699 and encodes 491 amino acids. The record is from RefSeq and is a predicted model, not a curated record.